Molecule: messenger RNA, 476 nt
Organism: Cicer arietinum (chickpea)
Lineage: Eukaryota; Viridiplantae; Streptophyta; Magnoliopsida; Fabales; Fabaceae
Product: large ribosomal subunit protein eL39
Biological process (GO): translation
Cellular component (GO): cytosolic large ribosomal subunit; ribosome
Molecular function (GO): structural constituent of ribosome
Source: RefSeq, a predicted model, not a curated record
CCGCGUAGAUAUAAAACAAGAGUUAUUUAGGGUUUUAUUGGCGGCGCCUUUCGUUCUCGUUUCCCAGUGACACUCGAACUCGGAGGAGGGAUCCAAAAUGCCUUCACACAAGACAUUCAGAAUAAAAAAGAAACUUGCUAAGAAGAUGAGACAGAACAGACCUAUCCCUUAUUGGAUCCGUAUGCGAACCGACAACACCAUCAGGUACAAUGCAAAGCGUCGUCACUGGCGUCGCACCAAGCUUGGCUUCUGAGGUUCUUUCAUUAUUCGGUUUUGUUUUUAUUUUUCUUUUGAUAUCAGACAACAACUUUUGUUUAGGUGUUUUUAAUGUUGGGAUUGAAAUCAGUGUUAUUUAUUUAAUGAAUUGGUUUGUGGUUUUGAACAUCUUAUUUUAUUUUAUGUAGUGACUAUGAUGAUUUGACUCGCAAUUUUAAUUUUGUUUAACAGAAUGAAUGGAUGGUCUUUAAUCUGAUUAU